AUGCUCAUCAGUGCCUGCGGGCUGAAUCGUCUCACCCUCACCCUCCACGCGCAUGCUCGUCUCUGCGAGGGAAUCUGGCUGUACGAGAGUUCCAUGCUGGGAUGGCCGAUGUCAGGGGCUGGAGAUGUGAACUACCUGCGCGGGGUGCCGCAGGAGAACAUUCGCAACUUCUCUAUCAUAGCUCACAUUGAUCACGGAAAGAGCACCCUCUCUGACCGCCUCCUGCAACUCACCAACACCAAACUAUCCGAGCAGAGGGAUCAGUACAUGGACAAACUGCAGGUGGAGAGGGAAAGGGGCAUCACUGUCAAAGCGCAAUCUGCCAGUCUCUUUUACCAGCAGGACGGGAAGGACUACCUGCUCAACCUGAUCGACACCCCGGGGCACGUGGACUUCUCCUACGAGGUCUCAAGGAGUCUGGCAGCUUGCGAGGGAGUCAUCCUCCUCAUAGAUGCCAGCCAGGGGAUCGAGGCUCAGACCCUCGCCAACCAUGCGCUUGCUACCAAGAACGGCCUCAAGAUCAUCCCCUGCAUGAACAAGAUCGACCUUCCUCAUGCUGACCCCGAUCGGGUCGCUGCUCAAGUCCACGCAGCCCUGGGCUAUGCCAAGGAGGAGAUCCUACAAGUGUCAGGGAAGACUGGGGUGGGGGUCGAAGAGCUGCUAAGAGCAGUGAUCGAGAGGAUCCCUCCUCCUACGGGCUCCCUGCAGAACGGACUGCGCGCGCUGGUGUUCGACACGUGGUACGAGACGUUCAAGGGAGUCGUGUCGCUGAUCCGGGUGAUGGAGGGUCAGAUUGCGCACGGGGAGAAGUUUCUCAUGAAGUCUACUGACAAGACGUACGAGGUCCACGAGCUGGGAAUCAUGCAUCCUGAAGCCACUCCCGUUACCCGCCUGCAGGCUGGUCAGGUCGGCUACAUCCUGUGCAACAUGAAGUCUCCAGCUGAAGCUCGGGUGGGCGACACAGUCUGCAGCGACGCGUCUGUGGAAGCGCUUAAGGGGUUCCAGCCGCCCGUGCCAAUGGUGUUCGCCGGGAUCUAUCCGAUCGACGCGAGCGACUUUGACGCGCUGAACAAGGCGAUUUCGAAGCUGCUGCUCAACGACACAUCGGUCAGCAUCUUCAAGGAGAGCUCCAACGCUCUCGGGCUCGGGUUCCGGUGCGGAUUCCUGGGCCUCCUCCACAUGGAUGUGUUCCGGCAGCGACUGGAGCAGGAGCACAACGCAGACAUCAUCAUCACCAACCCGACGGUUCCGUUCCGAGUCCGCCUCAAGAAGAACCCGAAGGAGUUCGUCACCAUCUCCAACCCGAGCGACUUCCCGGACCAGUCGCAGGUGAUUGAGUUCGAAGAGCCCGUGGUGAAAGCCAGCUUGCUCAUGCCUACCGAGCACCUCGGGGGUGUCAUGGAGCUCUGCACGUCGAGGAGAGCGAGGGAUCUGGACAUGGUGUACUUGGACUCCGGGCAGGUCCUGCUCAAGUGCAUCCUUCCUCUCGGCGAGAUCGUCAUCGAUUUCUACGACAAGAUCAAGGGGAUCUCAGCGGGAUACGCUAGCCUGGAGUAUGAGCCCGCAGGGUUCCAGCAAGCUCAGAUCAGUAAAGUCACGUUCCACCUCAACGGAAAGCCAGUGGAUGCGUUGACCACCAUCGUCCAUCACACCAAUGCAGAGCAGGUGGGACGCAGAGUUACAGAAAAGCUGAAGGAGGUGCUGGAUAGGCAGCAGUUUGAAGUUGCGGUCCAAGCCAUGGUGGGAGGGAGGGUGAUCGCUAGAGAGACCAUCAAGGCUGUGAGGAAGAACGUGCUCUCCAGGAGCGGCAAGACUGUUGGAGGUGGCGAUGUGACGAGGAAGAAGAAGCUGCUCGAGAAGCAGAAGGAGGGGAAGAAGAAGAUGAAGAGGAUUGGCGACGUAGAGCUCAGCCAAGAUGCGUUCUUGACAGUCAUCGACAAUUCUUGA
Molecule: messenger RNA, 1947 nt
Organism: Guillardia theta CCMP2712
Lineage: Eukaryota; Cryptophyceae; Pyrenomonadales; Geminigeraceae
Exons: 7
Coding region: 1-1947 (648 amino acids)
Biological process (GO): positive regulation of translation
Cellular component (GO): mitochondrion
Molecular function (GO): GTPase activity; GTP binding; mitochondrial ribosome binding
Source: RefSeq, a predicted model, not a curated record